This is a messenger RNA of Pseudo-nitzschia multistriata, 1005 nucleotides long. The record is from the annotation of a GenBank genome assembly. NCBI's taxonomy places the organism in Eukaryota, Bacillariophyta, Bacillariophyceae, Bacillariales, Bacillariaceae.
CGAAUCCCUGCUUUAAACGACGAACAAAGCUUUUUAAAAAGCAUCCCUGCCCGCAUCAUCAGCGAAGGUGAAAACAUGUUGCUAUCUACUACUACAUCUACCGUACCGUAGUCGUCGCAAGACCAACCUCAGCUGUGAAAAGGUGCACCCCUCGCAUCGAACGACUGGAACCAAAUAAAGCAACCCAUUGCUUUUUAUUCCAUCGCCUAUUCCAUCUAUCUUCGAUCGGUUCCACCAGAGUCCUUUUUGAUUUCUUCGACCGUUGCAGAACACAAUAUCCGAUAUCCAAAAAAUCCGUUCUACAAGCAGUGCUUCAUCUUGCAAUCGGCCACCAUGGCGACGAAGAGACUGAGGCAGUUGCUUUCGAUACAGAUCUCGCGGUCUAUUGUAUCUAGGAGAGCAGCGGAGUUUCAGCCGGCUGAGUUCGCCAACCAAACCGUUUCCCUUUCACACAGAGCGUUUAGCGACGACAGGUCCGGUUCGUCGUCGGAGAAGCCACCCCCAAGGCCGCAGUCGCUGGGGAACGAGUGGCGGAAGCAGCAGCUCGACAAGCUCGAGAACCGUUUCCGGGGAAAGCUACUGGAAACCCGCACGAUUGAGUCCGAGGAGGACCUGCAACCCAUGUGGAAGGAAAUGGAGGGGAGGGUGACAAGAAGGAAGGCUCGGACACUGGCGGACACGGGCGGCAAGAGCGGGAGGAGAAACAUCAAGAAAACCGACGAGGAUGUUUGGCUGCAAGAGGGGAUGUACGGUACGGACGACAACAAGGACGCCUCAAAAAAGCAAUAGGUGGAUCGAAACCGAUUCGAUUGCGUUGAAGCCGAUCUUCUCUGUGUGCGUUUGGGGUUACUUCGAUUUGGGGCAACAAUUCGUUUCUGAGGGACGGGAAUACAAUUCCAUAUUUCUGAUCCUACUGUGGAUUUCAUCCAAACUAGAAGUAUUGAUAUAGCUCCAAUGAUAGUUUUGUGUAAAUUGGAAAACCGUCAGCUGAAACCAUUUUUUCGG